GGUAAUAUUUGAUUUCUUAAAAAAAAAGGGAUGGAAUUGACCUGAUCUCUUCUGGAUCUCUAAUUUGGGAAAGGAUGGAGGAACUGGAAGUCGCCGAUCUGUUCUCGAUAGCCCUCUUCUCGUUCUACGCGCUGUGUCCGGUCAGUGUGGCGGCGUUGCAGUUCCUGACGGCGCCCUACGGGAAGCAUGUCCGGCCUGGAUGGGGGCCGUCGCUGCCCGCGCCCCUCGCCUGGUUCCUGAUGGAAAGCCCUACGCUGUGGCUCACGCUCCUGCUCUACCCCCGCGGCCGCCACCGCUCCCACCCCUUCGCGCUCGCUGUCCUCUCUCUCUAUCUUCUCCACUACGUCCACCGCACCAUCGUCUACCCGCUUCGCCUCCACUUCUCCUCCUCCUCCUCCAAGAAAGCCGCCGGCUUUCCUCUCCUAAUCGCCCUCUUCGGCUUCGCCUUCAACCUCCUCAACGCCUACCUCCAGUCCCGCUCCAUCUCCCACUACGCCGACUACACGGGGCACCAAGCCCAGGCUUGGUUGCGGGCGGCGGCGGGGGCGGUGGUUUUCUUCUGGGGCAUGGCGAUCAACAUCACCUCGGAUUCGGCGUUGAUGAGGCUCAAGGCCGAGGGGGGAGGGUACAAGAUACCCAGGGGAGGGUGGUUCGAGCUGGUGAGCUGUCCAAACUACAUGGGGGAGAUGAUGGAGUGGCUAGGUUGGGCGGUUAUGGCGUGGUUGCCGGCGGCCAUGGGCUUCUUCCUCUACACCUGCUCGAACUUAGGUCCCCGGGCAAGGGCGAAUUUGCAGUGGUAUCGGGACAAGUUCGGAGAUGCCUAUCCCAAAUCCAGGAAGGCAUUUGUGCCCUUCAUCUACUGAGCUCUGUGCUGCUUCUGACAGCACAAUACAGGAAAAAGACACCACAUUUGGAUGGAAACAUAAACGACGAUGUGAAUUUAGCAAAAGGGGAGAAAUCGAAGCAUGAUCUCACAAUGCUACACACCAUAGUUUCAAACGAAAUCGGAAAUCACAUAACAAC
Zingiber officinale is the source of this 1023-nucleotide messenger RNA. RefSeq names its product steroid 5-alpha-reductase DET2-like. Bases 75 to 863 code for a protein of 262 amino acids. Lineage: Eukaryota; Viridiplantae; Streptophyta; Magnoliopsida; Zingiberales; Zingiberaceae. Gene Ontology annotation, biological process: brassinosteroid biosynthetic process. The record is from RefSeq and is a predicted model, not a curated record. Gene Ontology annotation, cellular component: membrane. The transcript is spliced from 2 exons. Gene Ontology annotation, molecular function: 3-oxo-5-alpha-steroid 4-dehydrogenase activity.